Molecule: messenger RNA, 312 nt
Organism: Didymodactylos carnosus
Lineage: Eukaryota; Metazoa; Rotifera; Eurotatoria; Philodinida; Philodinidae
Source: the annotation of a GenBank genome assembly
AUGAGACCGAUCAAACGAGAACAAGUGGAACUAGUGAAAGAGUUGACAAGAAAAUUCAUUCAUACGCAUGGAGAACCAAUCUACUGUGGUCUCGAUUGUCAUCAAAUACUGGGUGUGAAUAAUGAUUUAGAAAAAGUGGAUUUUGGUGAUUCUGUAACGAUUAACGUCCAAGAUGAAAUACUGUACUUUUGGCAUUUUGGUGUGACGGCUAUUCAGGCGGCGAUCAAUGCGAAAACAGAUGUGUGUAUCACACAUGCGCCGGGACACAUGUUCGUCACUGACGUAAAAGAUGAUUUACCGACUGUAAAUUAA